Erythranthe guttata (spotted monkey flower) is the source of this 666-nucleotide messenger RNA. The record is from RefSeq and is a predicted model, not a curated record. Lineage: Eukaryota; Viridiplantae; Streptophyta; Magnoliopsida; Lamiales; Phrymaceae.
UUCUUUAUGAAAUCGAAUGCGUCUCUGAAUUUGAAUCAGAUUGUCCUGUCAAAACCCUAAAACCCUUUCUUCAUUGUUGGAUCUAAAAAUCCAAACUCCAAGAGUUUGAUACCAAUAACACGUGAUUUCAAAAUUAGAGUGGGGGAAAGUACAAAUAUCAAAUACUUCAGGGACUGAGAAUGCAAUUAAACAACCCUUAGCAAAAACAAACAAAUUUCAUAAUUCCACCCGCAUUUCUCUCUCUAAAACACUCCCUUUUCUCUCUCUAAAAUCUCACUUCUAUCUCCGAGAAUUCGUAAUCUCAUCUCUUUCGCCAACAAUUAAUUAUUCACCAAUUUGGAAUCUGAAGCUUUUCCGAUACUGUGAAUUUUCAAUUCAUCGACAAGGUUCAUAGUUUAGCAGAUAAUGGUGCUCCCAAGAAAGUGUAGAAGUGUGAAUAACCGCUGUUCUUCGAUCCCUAAAUUAUCUCUUACCAAAGCUGGAGAUGGUGCUCAAAGAAGCAUCAGCAGGAGAAGAAAUUUGGCUGACAAACUUGGGCCUAAGUGGACCGUGAAAGAGCUAACUCGUUAUUACAACUCUUACUACAAGAACGGUAAAGAUUGGGAAAAGGUUGCCGAUGCUGUAAGAAAUCGAUCUUUGGAAAUGGUGGAGCCCUUUACACAAUGA